AUGCUUCAAGCGCCUCAGGAGAGUGCCGUGACCCGCCGCGCCUUGGACCAGUCCAGCCGUUACGCCGACCUGUCCUUGGAUGAGGCAACCCUGGUCAAGAACGGCAAGCACGUGCUGGUUGCCUACAUCAUGAAGCCCAAGGCUGGAUACGACUACCUGGCCACGGCCGCCCACUUCGCCGCGGAGUCCUCCACUGGAACCAACGUGAACGUGUGCACUACCGAUGAUUUCACCAAGUCCGUCGAUGCCUUGGUCUACUACAUUGACCCGGACAGCGAGGAAAUGAAGAUC
Symbiodinium pilosum is the source of this 291-nucleotide messenger RNA. NCBI's taxonomy places the organism in Eukaryota, Dinophyceae, Suessiales, Symbiodiniaceae. The record is from the annotation of a GenBank genome assembly.